AUGGCGGCCCGGGGCCCGUGGCCGUUGGCGAUCCGGGAGGCCACGGCGCGGGCGUCGGGGGUGCAGUCCUCGCCGCAGAGGACGGGCACGCUGGCCAGCUCGAAGCUCUGCCACUGCUGGCUGAGGGAGGCGAAGCAGCGGGCGCACACCAGCGUGCUGCCCUCGGCCGAGAUGGGCUGCGCGCCGGGCGGGGGGCUGUGCAGGCACAGGAAGGGGAAGAAGGGCGCGCGCGCCGGCGACUCCUGCUUCUGCACGUGCACCCGGCGCCGCGUGGCCGGCGACAGCGGCGACCCGCAGAUCGGCUCCUGGCGCUCGUCCUCCUCGCUGGCCACGUGGACGUCACUGUCCUCGGAUGCGCCGCGCUCGCCCCGGGCCUCCCCCGGCGGCCGGGCCUCGGGGGUCCGGGAGGCGCCGCGGGCGGGGUCGGCGGCGGCGGCGGGGCCCGGCCAGGGCGGCUGGAGGCCCCUCAGGACGCUGGCGCGCGCCUCCGCCGCCCAGGGCCCGGCCCCCGCCUUCCUCCGGCGCCGGCCGCCCGUCUUGCGCUCGCCGUCCACGUGGAGCGGGGCGGGGGCGCCGUCGCCCCCCGGCUGCGGGCCGCGCCCCCCGGGCCCCGGCGCGUCGUCCCGGCGGGGGCUGGCGGCGGCGCGCGCGGCCGGCUCGUUGUCCGACAGCUCGGACAGCUCCGAGUCCCGCGCGUCGUCGGGGCCGGCGCGGGGCCCGGCGCCGCCGUCGCCGUCGUCGCCGCCGCCGCCGUCGUCGUCGUCGUCGCCGUCGUCGCCCGCGCCGCCCAGCGCGUAG
Messenger RNA from Sorex araneus (European shrew), 798 nucleotides. Its product is annotated as serine/arginine repetitive matrix protein 2-like. Lineage: Eukaryota; Metazoa; Chordata; Mammalia; Eulipotyphla; Soricidae. The record is from RefSeq and is a predicted model, not a curated record. The coding region runs from base 1 to 798 and encodes 265 amino acids. The transcript is spliced from 3 exons.